AUGCGAGGUAUAGCCUUGGCACUAGGUGCGCCGUCGGAUGCUUUCCAAGGCGGAACGGCGGGAGAUCCCUUCUGGUAUCUCAGGCUGAUUGGGUAUCCAGCCCCAGCUAGUAUUCCACAGGAGCAACGCACUGAUACUGGAUGUGGAGCUCACACGGAUUACGGCCUUUUGACACUGGUUAACCAAGAUGAUGACAUUUGUGCUCUUGAGGUCAGAAACCUGUCUGGCGAGUGGAUACAGGCGAAGCCAGUCCCUGGAACCUUUGUGUGCAACAUUGGUGACAUGCUAGAGGUUUGGUCUAAUGGAAUAUAUCAGCCCACACUCCAUAGAGUUUUCAACGACUCCCUUCAUUACCGUGUAUCUGCUGCCUUCUUUUACGAGUCAAACUUCGAUGCCGUGGUUGAGCCCGCGGAGCUAUGCCGGGAGAAAACGGGUGGCGUUGCCAAGUACGACAAGGUGGUGUAUGGGGAGCAUCUGGUCAAGAAAGUUCUGAACAACUUCGUGCUGUAA
Triticum turgidum subsp. durum (durum wheat) is the source of this 510-nucleotide messenger RNA. The record is from the annotation of a GenBank genome assembly. NCBI's taxonomy places the organism in Eukaryota, Viridiplantae, Streptophyta, Magnoliopsida, Poales, Poaceae.